AUGUCAUCAAGCAACGACACAUCGGUUGUUGCUUCUAGUGCCAUCAUCGUGGCACUCAAUCUCAUUAAAGAACGUUUUACUGGCAAUCUUCCAUUAAUUUUUCUUAUUCUUGGUUCAAUUGGCUUUCUUGGAAAUACUUUUACAUUUCUCCAACGUAACCUUCGAUCGAAUACAUUCUGCAUCUAUUCAUUAUGCGGUUCAGUCGUGGAUGUAAUCAAUCUGUAUACCAAUCUUUUAAUGGCCUAUAUUGCUAAGGAUAGCAAUGCAUUGUCCAACAUAACUAGCCGCACUGAAUGCAAAACAAAGUUGUUUUUAGCUGUAUUUUUGCCUCAAUUAUCGAUGAAUUUACUAGUUACAUCGCUUAUUGACCGUUUUAGUUGUACAUGUAGUUUAACAUCGCCAAUACGCCGCAUGCGGCAAUUAAAAAUGGUGCCAUAUUUAGUGGCACUUACAAUCCUGAUCAGUGGCGUCAUGUCACUUUAUUCCCCGGUUUUCUAUGAUUAUGUACUAAAUUCUGGGUGCGUCGUUACAGAUACGUUAUCGAAUGGUAUUUUGUAUACUAUCCUUCAUGGUUUCAUAACGCCAAUAGUUAUGUUUGUCUUCGCUUGGUUAACAUAUCGAAAUGUUCGACAAAGUCGUCAAAGAGUAACAGUAGCUAACACUUCAGCUACUACCAAUCGAUCUCGCCAUCAGUUUAUCAGCACAGUGGUUACUCAAGUAUGCGUUACAAGCUUCCUUACUCUACAAUGGAUUGGCGUAUAUCUUUACUGGAUUGUUACUAGAAAUGCCAAUAAAACUGCCGAUCAAUGGGCGAUUUUUUAUUUCACUUUUUCACUGUCCAAUAACCUGUAUUAUCUAAUUAAUGUCAAAUCGUUCUACUUGUCCACAUUAACAUCACGUCUUUUUCGCCAAGCGCUAAUUAGAGGCUUAUUCAAAAACGUAGACCAAUUGUGCGAUACUUCAUUUGAGAUCACUUGUGACUCAUUCGACAAGCCAUGUCAUCAACGAUCGACAAUGGUUUUGAAAUUACGUGAACUUCUCAUUAAACAAGUUGCAAUUCAUCUUCCGUACUUUUCCUAUGAUUCGUGUCAAUGUUUAACAGCAGAUCAACGCGAACGUGUGCUCCGAUGGCUCGUUUCACACGAUUAUCUUUCGCCGACUGUAGCUCCAUACAUAACCAAGAAUCUCCUUUCAAUUCCGUUGUAUUCUCUCGAGUUUUAUAAAUGUGAUCAAUUAACGAAUGACAUGCUUAUUGAAAUCGGCCGAGCCAGUCAUUUCAGCCGAUUGAAAUCACUUAUUAUCCACCAAUGCAGUCAAGUACAAGAUUCAGGGGUGCGUGCUAUAACCAAAGGACAGUUAUCGUUGGAGUAUGUGGCUUUGAGGAAAUUGGCUAAUUUGACGGAUGUCGGUCUCGAUGGAAUCCAUUCAGCGUUUCUUAAAGAAAUCGAUUUUCGUUGGAAUGAAAAAAUUCAAGAUCAUGGAAUAUUUACGAUUGUUUCAAAUAAUCUUAAUCUACGUUCGAUUCGUCUAGUUAACUGUCAUAGAUUAACCGGACAAUCUGUCAAUCAUAUCGCUCAAAACCUCGCGGAAAAACUGGAAGUGUUGGAUGUUGAAGGUUUGAAAACGUUAGAUGCCGAAGUGUUUGUACAUCUAGUUGAUUACUGUCCCAAUAUUCGAAGUUUAAAUUUAUUCGGUAUAAUUAAUCUCGACGCUGACGGCUUAUUCACAUUAUUUGUUCGAUCAACACGCAUGAUGCAACUAAAUUUAUCCUACACGACAUGCUUUCUUCAAGAACCCGUUGCCGACUAUUUGUGCUGUUUACCAUUGUCUCUGGUGGACAUAUGCCUGUCGGGUACACAAGUUUAUAGUACGCACAUUCUCGUUCGUGCGUUGACGCGAUUGAAAAAUAUAGAACACCUUCGAUUGAAUGGUCUAGCGACGAUCUCGGACGAUGCCAUAGAAAAAAUUCUUGCGGUUAUUGGAGGUCGAUUGAAAACAUUAGAAAUGAAUGGUUAUAUAACUGUUGGAUCGUUAACUGAUCGUAGUGUGGAGCAUAUUGUUCGUUAUUGUACGUCCCUAGAACAUUUAUCAUUGAAUCUGCUGAGUUUCACAUCCACGCUUGAUUCAUUGUAUGAACUAUUCAGUUCGACAGGACGUGCGUCGAAGUUACACACCAUCUCCUUGAGUUCAUUUCGAAACAUCAAUGAGCGUGUCCUAUGGAGCUUGGCGGAAAAUUGUUUAAAUGUGACAUUGCUCGAACUUUCUGGCAUUCCUUGUGUAAAUGAUGCAUUGAUAUCUUCGUUAAAACAUUGUAGAAAGUUAUCUCAUUUGAAUAUCAAAGGAUGCAAACAAAUAACCGAUCUAUCGAUAUGUGAUCUUCUUGGCGUAUGUCGAUUUGUUUCACUCGUGCUUUCGGGUUGUUAUCAAUUAACUGAUAAAUCAAUCUUAGCUUUGGCUCACACUCAACCAUUCCUCGAAGAAAUCUACAUUUCAGGUUGUACUAGAAUAUCUCCCGCAGCAGUACGGUUCCUUCAAGACAAUACCAUUCGACGUUUGUAUAUUGAUCAUAAAAUACCGAAUGCAUUGCCAGAUGCUAUGAUGGCGCGAAAUCUUGAUACAGGAUUAUUCGAACAGGUGUAA
This is a messenger RNA of Adineta ricciae, 2640 nucleotides long. The record is from the annotation of a GenBank genome assembly. Lineage: Eukaryota; Metazoa; Rotifera; Eurotatoria; Adinetida; Adinetidae.